CGGUCUGAUAGCUCAGCUGCUUUGAGGGCAUCUGGAGCCCUACGGAGUGGGGACGUGGGGAAGCAAAAGGGUGAGAACGCCGGCGGGAGAGAGAGGGCGGCUCCGGAGGAGGGCGGUACGUGGCUGACUCAUCCUUCUGGAAGAUCAGACUGACAGACACACACACAAGCCGAACCCGCCCGCCCGCGCCGCUCCUCCUCAGCCGGGAGGUGCCCGCCCGCACCGCCCGCCCGCCCUCUCUAAGAGCUCCUGGGGCCCCGCCGCCUCCGAGAAAGUUUUGCUCGUCGGAGGGACCGGAACCGCCGCGUGCCUUUUGGAAGGGAAGUAGGGACGAAAGAGGAGGCAGCCGCCGCGCGGUCUGGGGGAGUGCAUGGUGCCGGGCGCCUCGGCUGCCUAUCAGGAGGGCAUCGGGGCGGGGUCGGGCUGAGCCCAGAGCCUCCUUCUGCCCUCAGCCUCGCCAGAAAUCGCCUUCUCGGACUGCCGCGGGGGGGCUCCCCGCUCCUCAGCCCGCCAUGUCCCGGCUGCUGCCGCUGCUGAGGAGCCGGACCACGCGCAGUCUGAGGCCAGGCCCGGCCGCCGCGCCGCGCCCGUCCUCCUGGUGCUGCUGCGGGCGGGGUCUGCUGGCGUUGACGGCCCCCGGCGCCUUCCCCGUCGGCCCCAGGGGGCUGGGUACCCACCCUAAGAAGGAGCCCAUGGAGGCGCUGAACACAGCGCAGGGCGCGCGCGACUUUAUCUACAGCUUGCACUCCACCGAGAGGAGCUGCCUGCUUAAGGAGCUGCACCGCUUCGAGUCUAUAGCCAUCGCCCAAGAAAAAUUGGAAGCUCCACCACCUACCCCAGGACAGCUGAGAUAUGUAUUCAUCCACAAUGCGAUACCUUUCAUAGGGUUUGGGUUUUUGGAUAAUGCAAUUAUGAUUGUUGCAGGAACUCAAAUUGAGAUGUCUAUUGGAAUUAUUUUGGGAAUUUCAACUAUGGCAGCUGCUGCUUUGGGAAAUCUUGUAUCAGAUUUAGCUGGACUUGGACUUGCAGGCUAUGUUGAAGCUUUGGCUUCCAGAUUAGGCCUAUCAAUUCCUGAUCUCACACCAAAGCAAGUUGAUAUGUGGCAAACACGUGUUAGUGCACAUUUGGGCAAAGCUGUUGGGGUGGCUAUUGGCUGCAUUCUAGGAAUGUUUCCUUUGCUUUUCUUUGGAGGAAGCGAAGAAGAUGAAAAACUGGAAAAGAAAAAUUAACCCACUUAGAAUACCUGUAAAAAGAUGUAAACUAAUGACCUCAAUUAUUAAAUAUGCUGUCACAACAUUUAGGAAUUAAGACAGUAACAGUGUAUAGAUCCGGGAUCAAAUAACUCAGCAUGUUAUUAUGGAAAACACUAACUUAUUGUGGCUUGGUCUUCUUAGGACAUCUUUUUUAAAAACUGUUUAGUAACAUUUAAUGUAAAUUGUUGAGAUGCUUUUUCAUCAAUGGCAGUCAACAUUUACCUCUUCCUUCUCUUUCUUUAUACAUCAAAAAUAUUAUUUAUCAGUCAUUGAUGUACUGUACUGACUUGGGGUUUGCUUAUUUGUUACUUAACGUGUACAUGCAUGAAAGCAUUGUUUUGUUGUUGUUCUUUGACAGUUACAAUUCAACCUUAGAAUUUUCCAAAUUACUCAAGAUGUUUAAUUAUCAGUUAUAAGAUUUUUUGUAUAUUAGGCAGCAUCAAUUUUUUACUGUUUCACAGUAAAUAUUUCCAGUCAUAUAAUUUCAGUCAUUUUCUUAAUUCUCACAUCUAUUAAAAAGGGGCACAAUUUUUAAAGUACUUCUAUAUAUUACUCAUUUUAAUUUUCUGAUCUUAUUGUCUUAAGGGCCAGAGGUUAAUAAGAAUGUGCUCAUUUGGUCUCCCUACUAUAUAAAACCAUGUAUGUUAACACUUAUACUCAUUUCUAGUUGAUUUUUUUUACCUCUGUUUUCUCAAUUUUGAAUAAUUAUGGGGUGGGGAGAAAAUUAUCAUCUUAGGGUCUUUUUAAUGGGGACUGUAAAAUUAGGAUGAACUAGCGAAUUUGCAAUGAUUACCUGAAAAUUAAGAGGCUAAAGAUUAGAGAAAUAGAAAAUUGGAGCUGUCAGGAAGGUUUAUGGUUAUAAGUGGUAAAGUUGAAAGAUGUUUUUUAAGGUUAAUGAGAUACAGAUUAUGUUUGGAAGGGUUUUCGUCCCUCCUCCCCCCACCUCCAAAGUGUUUUCUCCUCAUCUGGACUGAAUGAGUCUGAAUACUCCAUACUAAUAAUCUUGAUAUCAUUAUAUCUUGUUUAGUGAAUUUUAUUCCUGAAUAACUUCUUUUGAGGUGAAAACUAAAUAUUUUAUAUUUUGCCUUUUGCCAUAUAGUCUGGAAGUUAAAAGUUACAUGAGGAGGAAUCCUUCAUUUUUUUGGUCUUUUUUUUUUUGUGGUAUUUAAAGCAUAUUCUAGGUUGAAGAUUGUUUUUCUAAUCUUGUAUAUCUGACUUAAAUAAAUACAGCCAUGUGUGACUCAUUAAUUUUAAUUUCUGAAUCCUUGAAGUUUUUUAGCAUGUAACCUGUUGUUACACAUGCUAAAAAAUUACUCUCACUUGUAAGACAUCAUGGAGGAGAGAAACUAAAAUUAAGUUAUUAUUUGGCCACUGUAUGCUGCUAAAUAGAUGCAAAAGAACAGAAAAUUACAGGAUAGCUGUACUGACAGAAAUCUUAUUUUAAAGUUUCAUUUGCACAUAUUUACUUAGAGCUCUAAUUUUCAGAGGAGCUACUUUUUUUUUCCACAAAGCAAUUUCAUAACUUCUCUCCUGUAUACUUGAAAAAGAUUUAGUACUAUCUUUUAAUUAUAGCUCUUAAGGGAAAAAAGAAAAUAUACAAUAUAAAAAUAAAUAUACAAAAUUCUUUAUUAUGCGUACAUAAUUUGACAGUCUCAUUUGAUCAAAUUAGAAUUAUAGAACUUGAGAACCUACACAGAAUUGUGGUUUGUAUUUUCUACAUAAUCAUCCACUCAUACUACCCAAUUUUUUUGAUCAUUUCAGAUAAUAGGAUUAGAGUGUGCUUAUUUAAAAAUUGUUUUGUAAAUGGUUAAUUGCUUUUAUCCCUAACUUUUAUGUUGCUGGUCUUUCUGUUUUCUAAAAAAGAAUUUUAUUGUGGUGCUUAAAACUUUUUCUUUUUAAUUAAAUCCCAUAUCCAGAAGCCUUGCCUGUGAGUUUAGAAAAGGCAUUUGAUUAUUGACUUCUUUUUUUGCUGUUGAAACUAAUUCAGUCCUACAGAAUCUGUCAGUUGAAUGUCUUUAGAAUUAUUUAAGGUCUCAAGACAUGGAAUAUAUAACCUUCAUGUUGAAAGAUAUUUUAAUUUAUGGACACAACAAAAAUUUAAAUCAUUCAGGUAAUUAAAUUAAAAAAAAAAAAACGGAGCCCGUUUGUCCUUAAUUGAAGGUACACAUAAGGUCUUAUUAUAUACUAGUAUGGUACUCUGCAUAAAGUGAUUUCUGAAAAAUGGUUUCCUUUAAGAUAGUGACUUCUCAUAAACUUUAUUUUAUGUUUUUAUCACAGAGAACCUUAUUUCAGAUUGAAACUGGAACUCUUUUUUCUCAUAUUAGUUAUUUCUCUACUGGAAGCACUAGAACUAUGGUUAAAUGCAACAUGAGCUACUUUAGUACUGUUUGAAAUUCAUGUUGUCUGUGUAUUAUGAUUUAUUGACUUGUUGAUGCAUGUAAAUUGAGUGCAUUUUGUUGCCACUGUAUGUUAAAUGGUGACCAAUGUUUUUACAAAGAUGAAUUGAACAAAAAAUAUCUUUUAAGAAA
This is a messenger RNA of Choloepus didactylus (southern two-toed sloth), 3781 nucleotides long. RefSeq names its product transmembrane protein 65 (gene TMEM65). The record is from RefSeq and is a predicted model, not a curated record. The transcript is spliced from 7 exons. Gene Ontology annotation, cellular component: mitochondrion. Lineage: Eukaryota; Metazoa; Chordata; Mammalia; Pilosa; Megalonychidae. Gene Ontology annotation, biological process: regulation of cardiac conduction; cardiac ventricle development. The coding region runs from base 513 to 1229 and encodes 238 amino acids.